Pararge aegeria (speckled wood butterfly) is the source of this 907-nucleotide messenger RNA. RefSeq lists its product as uncharacterized. NCBI's taxonomy places the organism in Eukaryota, Metazoa, Arthropoda, Insecta, Lepidoptera, Nymphalidae. The transcript has 3 exons. The coding region runs from base 261 to 776 and encodes 171 amino acids. The record is from RefSeq and is a predicted model, not a curated record.
CCCAAAACCUUGUCGGCAUAAUCGGUAGCCAUAACCAAAGACUCCGAUAUCCGAGAGCUUUUAACGGAACACAAGCAGGCGUCGAGCUGUGCUUCCUUCGAAGUGGGCUACCUCACCUUCGUUGUCAGUAUAUAAAAUAAAUACAACACCUGUCAGUCAAUGAGGGGUCUUCUUUAUUUAGCGUAGCUGGUGCAUUAAUUUCAAUAGCAAAGUCUCUACGUUCUAAACAGAGUUCAAUAAUCCACGAACUGUCAUGGGGUAUGAGGGGUAAGAUUUUGAAAGGAUACCAAAAGGAUCUCCCGCCGAACAGACGAUUUGCUAUAUCGCUACUGAGGGCCCAUGAAGGUCCAGGCAAAAUGAAAGCCAAGCAAGAAACACCGGCUGACGCGUUUUCACAGAAAUCCGAAGACAACAGCAUGAAAAUCAAACUUUUCAGACUCAUGUACGAGACGGUGAGAGACAGCGAUUUGAAAGUACGUCGCGCAGAACUCGUCAAAACACAGUACACUAACUCCUCUGUAUUCGAAAUCGGUUUCUUAAUGGGCGAUGUCACAGAUAAGAUGAACGUAAUGCACGAUAUUUCAAUGACGCUGGCGAAACUGCACGAAGAAUGGCGUCCGAUCGAACACAUAAAUGCGUACGAACAGAUCGCCAACAAGGCGAUCGAAAUCAGCCAUUUACUCGACGUCGUCCGUGUUAUUUACAAGAAAGUACCGAUUGAGCAUCGCCCCGGGGCUAUGGAGCAUGGGAGCAAGGAAUUUGAGGCCGAAAAGUGAACGGAAAAUUAUAGCUGUCCUAAAUCCCCACUCCCCCUUCGCCUACCCUCUUUCACCUCUUCCCCCUCCACCCUCUAACACCUAGCAACGGCUAGCAUGGGCCGGAGACAAUAAUAUCCCCGGGGGAAGGA